Molecule: messenger RNA, 2126 nt
Organism: Nerophis ophidion (straightnose pipefish)
Lineage: Eukaryota; Metazoa; Chordata; Actinopteri; Syngnathiformes; Syngnathidae
Product: zinc finger protein OZF-like
Exons: 2
Coding region: 289-1635 (448 amino acids)
Biological process (GO): regulation of transcription by RNA polymerase II
Cellular component (GO): PcG protein complex; transcription regulator complex
Molecular function (GO): DNA-binding transcription factor activity, RNA polymerase II-specific; RNA polymerase II cis-regulatory region sequence-specific DNA binding
Source: RefSeq, a predicted model, not a curated record
AUGGCGUCUCGAGGAGAAUACGUUGUUUUGGUUCUUAUGGUUUCUAGGUCUUAAUUACAACGUACAUGUGCACAUGUGUGUCGUUUAACAGAGUAAACGUCCUUAUUAAUUGUUUGUAUGCGGAUACAUUAGUCUGAGUGCACUUUGACGUGCUAGCCUAGCCUGCUGGUUAGCUUAGCUUGUUAGCUGCUAACAAAGAGAGGCGGAAGUGAUCGACACAUCAAAGAAGAGAUCCAAUACGUCUGUGAAAAAUAUUGUCCACCUGAGCAGCAGGAUGGGUCUUCCAGUAUGGAGCAGAAGAAGUCACAGCACCUCCACGUGAAAGAAGAGGAGCCACAUCCCCCUCACUUUAAAGACGAAGAAAAACAGCGGCUUUCCCCCCACUUCAUAGAGGAAGACAAGAGACACCUUAUCAGUGUGAAGAGUGAAGAUGAUAAGGUCAAUGGUGAGAGUGAGGAGAAGUGGAGCUUCAGGGUGCGGACAGAGGAGCCCCAGCUCUCCCACAUUAAGAAGGAAGAGGAAUACCCACUGAUCCCCCAUUUUAAAGAGGAAGAGGUGGAUCCACAGAGCCCUCACAUUGAGGAGGAAGAAAAGGACCUACUGACCCCUCGUAUUAAAGAGGAAGAGGAGGAACACAGCAUCAGUCAGCAGGGAGAGCAUAUUGAAGGACUGGAGGAGGUUGAUGUCACCAAGAUGCCAGUGACUGGUGUCCCUGUGAAGAGUGAAGAUGAUGAGGUCAAAAGUGAAAGUGAGGAGAGGGGAGGGGCGGAGCCUCCAAGCAGCAGGUCAACACAACACAUGACAACAGAAGCUGAUGGAGACCACUGUGGAGGAUCACAAGCAGACAAGCUCUUAGCUCCACUAUCAGAUAGUGAGGACACAACGUCACACUCUCCUGACACUGAUGAUGAAGACUCUAAAGAUGAUAAGACAUGUCACAUUGACAACACUCACUUCACAUCUUCUCUCUGUGACAAAACUUUUAAAGGCCAUCGUAAUCUGAAAAGACACAUGAAUACACACACCACAGAGAAACCUUUUUCCUGCUCAGAAAGUGGUAGAGAUUUUAGACUAAAACAAAUAAUGAAAGAACACAUGAGAAUACAUACUAGAGAAAAACCUUUUUCAUGUUUAAUCUGCGGUAAAGAUUUUACUCAAAGGCCACAUUUGAAAGUACACAUGAGAGUACACACUGGAGAAAAACCUUUUUCCUGCUCAGUAUGCGGUAAAAGUUUUGUAAUAAAUCAAAGUUUAAGAGUACACAUGAGAACACACACUGGAGAAAAACCUUUUAUAUGUUCAGCAUUUGGUAAAGAUUUUACUCAAAAGAACAAUUUCAAAGCACACGUGAGAACACACACUGGAGAAAAAAAAAGUUCAUGUUCAAUCUGCGGUAAAGAUUUUAUUCGAAGGGACUAUUUCAAAGUACACAUGAGAAUACACACGGGAGAAAAAACGUUUUCAUGUUCAAUCUGCGGUAAAGAUCUUACUCGAAGAGACCAUUUCAAAGCACACAUGAGAAUACACACUGGAGAAAAACAUUUUUCCUGCUCAGAAUGUGGUAAAAGUUUUGUAACAAAUCGAAGUUUAAAAGUACACAUGAGAACACACACUGGUGAAAAACCUUCAAUAUGAUCAGUUUGUGGUAAAAGUUUUAUAGAAAGAAAGCAAUUAAAAUCACACAUGAGAACACACUGUGGUAAAAAAAAACAAAAAAAAACAUCCUACUGUUCAAGCUGCAACAAAAGCUUUUGUCACCUAGACACUCUUACAGUACACAUGAGAAGACACACAGGAGAGAAAGUGUUGAGUUGCAGUGUGUGUGGUGAAAGAUUCUCUUAUAAGUACCAGUGUAAGAAACACAAGUGUGCUGGUGAGAACAGCAGCAGCAAAUGAAACUGCAGGAUUUGAAAUAAACUUUCUAACAACAUCAGCACUUAUAACAUGUGUGACAUUAUUGUUGUGUGUGUAACACCAUCUUGUUUUUAUGAUUCUAAAAUGUAUGGAUUAAACACUUCAGAUUAGUGCUUUUAUUUCAGUCAAAUACAUGAGUUAAUAUACACAUUUGUGUACUUUAAAAUGAACAGAACAAUUUCACUGAAAGGGUGAGAACAAACAGUACAAAA